AUGCUGUGUAGAAGAACUGCAUCAAUAGAACUGUAUCAGAUGAUGGGGUUUAUUCAGGCGACGGUGAUUCUGUUAGUGGUCAUAGCAGCAGCUGGUGAAGCUCGACCAUCCCAGAAUGGUCAUUGCCUUCGCAAAUGCGGAGAUAAGGAUAUUCCAUAUCCAUUUGGCGUUGGAGACGGCUGCUUUCUGAAUCAAUACUUCAGUCUCACCUGUUACAACUCCAAAUUGUAUUUCGACUCCUCAAAUAUCGAAGUCCUCAACAUAUCCCUCGACGGUCACAUGGACAUCUCCAUGUAUGUCUUCCAGAUUUGUUACAAUGAAUCGGGGCAUGUGUUUCCAGGACGAACACAGUUAUUCCACCGGCUGCUUGUCGCGAUGCAACCAGCUCCUCACACAAGAACAGAACGCCGGCGAAACUUGCUCCGGAAUUGGGUGUUGCCAAAUCGAUAUUCCUCCUCGAAUGCGAAACACCACUUUUCAAUCAUUUAG
Molecule: messenger RNA, 489 nt
Organism: Prosopis cineraria
Lineage: Eukaryota; Viridiplantae; Streptophyta; Magnoliopsida; Fabales; Fabaceae
Product: wall-associated receptor kinase 2-like
Exons: 2
Coding region: 1-489 (162 amino acids)
Molecular function (GO): polysaccharide binding
Source: RefSeq, a predicted model, not a curated record